UUGAUUAGGACAUAAUAUAUAUUAGCACUAACGGCUAUUGUUUAGCAUUGACCUAGAAAGCAACGCGGCGAGGAAAACAAGGACUCUCGAAUCCUCAGGUAAAAUGAAGUUUUUAUUGGCCCUCGCAUUUUUGACUGUGGUAUGCGCAAUACCUCGUCCAGAAAGACUUCCGGCAAGAAUUGAAGAGGUUGAGCAAUUGCAACCGUCCCAAGGAUCGGGAGAUAGCGAUAGCCAAGUGAGCAAUGGGAUACGUGAGUCUCCUCUAGAACAGCUCGGAAAUUCUGAUGAAUCUGAUGAAGCAGAAGAAAAUGAUGAUGAUGAAGACGAUUCUGAUGAAAAAUUAGCAAUGACAAUAGUAAAUGCUCUCAGUAGCAUUAGGGAGGCACUCAGAAAGAAAAUUCAAGAAAAGUUAGACCAAAACAAGACAACGAGAGUUCCUGCAAACGAAGACAGCCUUGAUAACACUGCCGUUGCUCCACAACACAACGACACUGAGAGUGAAGGACCCAGUUCAGACCACAUUGGUCUUCCUCAAAACAAUAUUGCUGUUACUGCAGGCAAUGACACUGCUUCUGAUCACAACCCAAGAAUUAAUGUUACACUCAUCAAAAAAGAAUUUCAUGACAAAAUUGAAAACCUUAUUUCAAACAUUUUACGUCCAUGGCUGGGCAAUAACAGUGUAGAAGACGAUGGUGGAAAUGCCACCGCUGUGGAACCUCCCCAACGUCCUAAUAAAACAAUUGACAAUGGUAGUGGAUCCCUAGAUGGAAGAGUUGAAAAUGAUACAGCAACUGUUGCCCCCUCCAAAGGAAACGAUACUGUGCCUCGACAAAAUGAUGUUGUUUCAAAUGACACUGAAAUUGAAGCUUCUAAUGGGAAGACUCCAGUUAAUGGUUCCUCCGCCAGUGGUAAUGAAUUAAGCACAAUUGCGCCUGCUAUCUCUCGUUCAGAGCCCAUAAUCAGCAGUGAAGUGCCGCAAGUAAGUAGCAAGUUGGCAUCGCAGAGCCAAGUAAGAUUUGUGAAUACCUACAGCAGAGAAUGAAACCAACAGCCAAAACAUUAAAUAAAAAUCCUUUUUGUAAUCGUCAUUACUAACUUUGAUGCGGAAUUAUAAUGAUAAAACUAAAUAUUCAGA
Molecule: messenger RNA, 1135 nt
Organism: Pararge aegeria (speckled wood butterfly)
Lineage: Eukaryota; Metazoa; Arthropoda; Insecta; Lepidoptera; Nymphalidae
Product: anaphase-promoting complex subunit 6-like
Exons: 2
Coding region: 104-1042 (312 amino acids)
Source: RefSeq, a predicted model, not a curated record